AUGUAUGAUGAAUUAAAAAGUUCUAUAUACCACUGGAUAUCUGUUGAUGAAUCUGAAGAAUUCAUUCCACCAAUAAAUGAUGAAUGCAGGGUGAAUCGUUUGCUUAUAGGCCUCACUGAUCCAUUACGUUUGAUCAGCUUUAUGGACAGCUUAGCUAGAUCGAGUAAUCAGAGAAUGAAUAAAUAUUUUCUGGAUAAUUCAAAAAUGCCUACAAAAAAAAUAGAUAAUAAUGUGGAUCAAUGUGUUGUAACCCUCACUGUACAAGCAGAUUGGUGCAUUAACCUGUUUCGUUGUAUUGGUGAUAUAUUGUUGAAUAAUAUGGCAGAAAGAAUACCUAAAGAAAGUUCAACUAGAAGCUUUUAUAUUUUAUUAUUCUUAUGCAUUUAUGGUCAUCUGCCGUUGAAGUGUUUUACUGUUCCUUGUAUUCUUCAAGAAGUAUUCUCAUCACUUUUGCCUAAAUUGCCUCAUGAAGUACAUUGUAUUUGUUGGUCUCAUCCAGUUAUCUAUGGUCUAGUUAAAUCAUGGGCUUUAUCCACUGAAAAUAUUGAAAAUGAGUUAAAUAUCCCUAUGAAUUCAUCAGUCUGUUUAAUAUUUACCAAUGAUAUACUGCCAAUUUUGAUGCAAUCUUUACCAUGUCUUCAAAAGAUGUUUGAUUCAGCUGGUGUUUCUACAAAAUUAUUAUCCAAUCGUAUUAGUGAAACUUUAUGUUUUUGGGCUCGAGUAUGGUUCAAUAAAAUUAGUGGUACCGAACAUGUUGUACCCAACACAAUUGUUAUUAAUGCCUACAUGAAUAAUUUGCAUUCCCUGUUGACAAGCUGUUUACAUAAUAACAAAUCUAUUUUGUCCUCUCAGAAGUUUCAAAAAACUCCUCCAAUCGGUACAGAACACCGAGACGGAUGCGCACAAAAUGAUGAUGAUGAUAUCAAUGAGUAUACUGAAACUGUGUUCACCUUCAAAGAAUUAAUCCACCGAUCUGAGGGUGUUAUAUUAAACAGAUUGAAUUACGAAAAGGCGUCAGAUUGGCAUGAAGAAAGCUUCUUUAAUCAGUUGACCAAUGUUAUAUUCACGAAUACGGCUUAUUCAAAAUGGAUUACUCCAUUAUUUUGUCAUUUUGUUUCAAGUAUUUAUUCAAGUGUAUGCGAUGAUAAGCAUCAUUCUGUAGUUUCCUCUGUUGCGAAUUUUUCUCGGCUGUGGCUUAAGUAUUUAGUGAAACAUGUAAACGUUGUUUUAGAGGCAGUUGUUAAUGCUUAUCCUUUACCUAAUUUGUAUUUCACUUCUCGACAUCUUUUAAGAGAGUAUAGACUAUGCCCAUUGUCUGUAUUGCCAAGUCUAGGUGAAUUGAUUCGCUUGCAUCAAUUAGGCUUAUUGUUACACCUUCACGUGCACUUAGUUUCAUGCGGUAAUGAGUUAGUUGUAAUCAGUAUUUAUUGUGUCUUGGGUUUAUACGUGUUUGGUUAUCAAGCUUCUGUGAACCGUGGGAUUUAUGCACUGAUUUCGGGUGGACAUCAGAACAAACCAUUUCAAAUGUAUCCGAAUGAAUUUGUCAUCUUCAAACGUGUUGGGAUCUAUUACUCCAUUGGAGUCACCCUCUUAUCUUGUUCUACAUUUGACAAUGAAUUUACUAUUGGUGAAUCGUUUACGUACUGUGCAUCCAAGUUUUGGCCUCAGGAAAUCAAAUGCGCUGCUAUGUGUAAGGAUGAUGAAAAUCAAAAUUCUACAUGGGUUGAACUAUAUUUACCAUUUAAUUCAUCAUCUGAUGUCAAUUAUUCAAAUAAGCUGAGUUUUAAUAAGUGUAUUGAACUGUAUCUGCCUGUGGGUAUUAUUCACCGUUGUUUGCCAAGACAAGAAUUGUUGGGUCUGCUAAAAAGUUUUUCUUCAUUGCUUGGCGACUGUGAUUUGUCAAAUGUGAAUAAUUCUUGUCUAAAGGUUCAUAGUUAUGUUGCCGAGUUGAUUUCAAGUCUGGUCAAUAUUCGUUUAUCUGCUCCCAUUUACCUGACAACAUUUUCUUCCAUCAUGUUAGACGAUUAUCGAAUGUGGCUGACUAAUUUGGCGGAUGUUGUAACAGAGGAUAAAAGUUUGUGUUCACAAUCACCAGAAGUUUUUAAUGCAUGUCUUUCAACAAUGAGCUACCUUGAAUGUUUGUUAUUAUUAUGGCAACCUUGGCAGUGGAGCGUGUUGGAAUCCGAAAAGUCUCCAUUAUCUGUUAGAUUGGGUCUUAUUCAGUUGAGUAUGAGAAUGCGUCAACUUCGACCUUCUUUGUCAAUGCAACAAUGGGAUUUUAUUCUUUGCUUAACUGUUAGUUGGGUUUGUGAAAGUGUUCAAUAUUUCUGUGAAUCAUCAAAAUCUGGUUCUGAAAAAACGGUACAUGAUUUACUGGCAUUUCGGACAUUUCGAAUGGCUGCUGCACUUGGUGCGAUAUUUGUUGAACGUUAUUCAUAUUUACCUUUGUCCGAUUGUAUUAUUUUAAAAGAAAAUAGUUCAAGUAAAACGGUUAUCCAACCUGGUAAUGUGGAGGAAAAUGAUGAGAUAGAAGAUGAAGAACUUGGCAAUGAGUUUCUUGAUGAAGAAGAGAAUGCGAAACAGUUCUCUUAUUCACCAUGUGUUAGUGGUAAGGAUUCAGAAGAUAUUUUGACUGAAAGUUUCAAUAUAGAAUUCGACGAAGAAUUAGAUACGGAUGUUACUCAGAUGGGUGUUGAAGAAGAUACUGAUUUAGAUGAUGAAGAGUACAUGUUUAGUGUCUUCGCAAAGGGAUUACCCCUCAUACCUCGUCGAGGGGAGGCACCUGUAACCGUUCGAAACGAUUGGGAAAAGUUUUUCGCUGGAAACCUCUAUUCCACAUUUUUACCACUUGUUUUACAAUCUUGCAUACCGUUGGAAAAUCGGAAAUCUCAGGCGCUUAUUGAUACUGAUAUACACAUUCGGGCCCUGUGUGCUGCAUUUGCUACCUGCCCAGCUGAUCAUUUAAUAAAUACAUUCACUAUUCAGCCUGCAUUGACACUUGAGUUCUUGGGUGAGGUUCAAUUGAAAACAGAUCAUUCAUGUGCACAUCAGCUAUUACCUUCUAAAAAUUCAUCUGUGUACAACCUGACUUCUGGAUUUCGUGCUAGUUUAGAUAUGGCCUGCAAGUUAAUUACUUACUCACCUCAUCAGUCUGGUCAACUUCUUGGACAUAUUUUACUUAAUCGGCUGUUUGGAAUGCGUGUGCUUCAGGGCAAGAAUAAAGCAUCAGUAUCUAUAGCUAAUUAUCUAAUCCGUCGAAUUCCAACUUCUUGGACAUCAACUUUAUGUGGUGUAUUGCCGCCAUCUGUUGAAAAGUAUUUGGAGAGUGAACUGGCUGCUGAUAACUGGGGUCGUGGUAAUUCAAGCUUAUCACACCUGAUUGAUUUAUCUGCUUCCGGCUGGACUCUAAAUUGUCAGUCCCAUCAAGCUCUUCUGGGUUAUCUACUUGCUUGGGACAGUUUGUUAAGCCUAAUGACUGGCGCUGGCCCACAAACUCGUGCUUUGUUACAAAGCGCCCUUUUGAUUCAUCGGCUUUUAUGCUUGAUAGGAAAUUUAGAAGAUUAUUCAAACCAUGCUUCCAGAUUGGAACCUGAUGAGCGUCUCUUGCUUAUUAACUCAGCAUCCCGUAUGUACCUCACAGCUGCACUGACUGCAUUCUCACGUCGUCAUAAUAGACGACCUGCUAACUUGAUGGAGCCUGUUGCUUGUGGAGAUGAUAGAGAAUGGCGAGAUGUCUUCUCUCCUGAUGAUCCACUUCUUCAAAUACCGGGGCAUAGAGUGGCCUGUGAUAUUAAUCACUUUGCAGUGAGACUAUUUCGUCGUUUCUUAUCGGACGCUCCAGGCUUGAUUCGUGCAUGGCACACUCAACUUACAUCAUCCAGUCCCUCACAAGAUAUUAAUUCACAAAUUAGUCCACUUGCUAAUCACCGACCUGGUCGCUUGCGUCAGUUGGCUGGCACUAUUGAUAAAGUUGUUUCGAACCGAAGCGUUCGUAUAAAAAGCCGUCCCUUAUCACGUGAAGUGAUUGCUACAUAUUUUGUGGAUGAUGAGCAUUCCAUGGAAAUGAUUGUUCAACUACCAGACAACUAUCCUUUAAAUCCAGUUACUGUCAGUAAGGGACGUAGUGUUGGCGUAGGAAGUCAACAAUGGCAGUCAUGGCUAUUACAAAUGUCUGUUUUCAUUAAUAAUCACGACGGAUCCAUUUUAGGCGGUGUCGAUCUGUGGCAACGUAAUGUUCGAAAGAGGUUCGACGGUGUUGAAGAAUGUGCAAUUUGUUACUCAAUUGUGCAUAGUACAAAUUUCAGUCUACCAAAGAUGAAUUGUCAUACUUGUCGUAAAUUGUUUCAUUAUGCUUGUAUGUAUAAAUGGUUUACAACUAGCCGAAAUCCUGUUUGCCCAUUAUGUAGACACUUGUUUUUCGAUCCUACUGGUCGACCUGUAUCAACAUAA
Messenger RNA from Heterobilharzia americana, 4449 nucleotides. The record is from the annotation of a GenBank genome assembly. Lineage: Eukaryota; Metazoa; Platyhelminthes; Trematoda; Strigeidida; Schistosomatidae.